This is a messenger RNA of Drosophila erecta, 5780 nucleotides long. It is a transcript of the gene LIMK1, whose product is annotated as LIM domain kinase 1. Lineage: Eukaryota; Metazoa; Arthropoda; Insecta; Diptera; Drosophilidae. Bases 359 to 4159 code for a protein of 1266 amino acids. The transcript is spliced from 6 exons. The record is from RefSeq and is a predicted model, not a curated record. Gene Ontology annotation, biological process: actin cytoskeleton organization; protein phosphorylation. Gene Ontology annotation, cellular component: nucleus; cytoplasm. Gene Ontology annotation, molecular function: protein serine/threonine kinase activity; ATP binding; protein binding.
AUUGAGGAUGAAAAAUGUAUUUUAAGUUGCUAGCAGCUAGCCGAUAGCUUUGGGAUUUUUCAAUGACAGGCCAACGGUCACACCGGCUAAAUUGUAUUUUAUUUUGUGUGGUUUUGUUGUUGUUUUGUUUAUUAUGCAUUUCUUUUUUAUUGUUUGAGUUAGCGAGUGCGUCGCGUCGGCAAUUAAAUAAAAUCCGCGGCAUUUCGGCAAUUGCGAAUAAUAAUUGCUUGGCGGGAAUUGCAGUUGAAUAAGAAAUAGGCGAAGAAAAACCAACAAAUGUGCAAUGUGCGUCAAGUCAAUAGCAAUACAAACGAACAAUUAUUGCUAACGUGAUCGGGCCAAGGCACACAAACAUUCCAUGCAUCAUCAGCAGCGCCUGCGGGCCAAUGGCGGACGAGGUGGCACUGGAUACGGCGCGGGAUCGGUACCUGUGUCCGGCGGACACUCACCAUUGUGCGCCCAUUGCCGGGGUCAACUACUGCCCCAUCCGGAGGAGCCAAUCGUGAUGGCUCUGGGCCAGCAAUGGCACUGCGAUUGCUUUCGCUGCUCCGUUUGCGAGGGGCAUCUGCACAACUGGUACUUCGAGCGGGAGGGAUUACUGUAUUGCCGAGAGGACUACUACGGCCGGUUCGGCGAUGCCUGUCAGCAGUGUACGGCCGUUAUCACCGGACCCGUAAUGGUCGCCGGCGAGCACAAAUUCCAUCCGGAGUGCUUCUGUUGCACGGCAUGCGGCUCCUUCAUCGGCGAGGGCGAAUCGUAUGCCCUUGUCGAGCGUUCGAAGCUCUACUGUGGCCAGUGCUAUGGCAAGCGUUCAUGCCAGCCGGCGGAUGCCAAGGCUCGAAUCACGACGGCCGGCAAGCCGAUGCACUCCAUCCGGCUGGUCGAGAUCCCCAAGGACGCCACGCCGGGUCUGAGGGUCGACGGCGUGGCCCUCGACGACGGCUGUCCCACGGUCCGCAUUACAGACUUGUUCUGUAACUUCUUCUUUUGGCUAACCUCAAUGGCGGAACAGUGCUGUGGGGCGCCCUAUAGAAUCGAUGUGAAUCUGACGAAUCUGCACAUUGGCGAUCGCAUCUUGGAGGUGAACGGCACGCCAGUUAGUGAUUCGUCCGUGGAGCAGAUCGACAAAUUGAUACGGAGUAAUGAGAAGAUGCUUCAGCUGACCGUGGAGCAUGAUCCGGUGCAGGUGUGCCGCUCCUGCAGUCAAGCGGACAUCCAGAGGGCGAUGUCAGCGUCCACGUUAAUCCUGCCGCUCAGCACAUCGGCCUCCAGUGUCGAGGUGGGCAGGGAGCGCCUCUACAAGACACCCGGCGAACAGGGCACAAAGGCCAGGAAACUGAGACAAGCGACCAACGCUUCCACGACAAUACCACCCGCAGCUGGGGCCACCGCAAUGACGCAACUGAAGGAGAAGGAGCGCUGUUCGAGUCUGUCCAAGUUGCUGGAUGAACAGCAUCAGGCACAGCAGCACUCGGCGCAUCCCCAGCUCUACGAUCUAUCCAGGACGCAAUCUUGUCGUGUGGUCCAGAAACCACAGCGAAUCUUUCGUGCAUCUGAUCUGGUCAUAGGCGAGAAGCUGGGCGAGGGCUUCUUUGGCAAGGUUUUCAAGGUGACCCACCGUCAGAGUGGCGAGGUGAUGGUACUCAAGGAACUGCAUCGUGCGGAUGAGGAAGCCCAGAGGAAUUUCAUCAAGGAAGUGGCCGUUCUCCGUUUGCUGGACCAUCGUCAUGUGCUCAAGUUCAUUGGUGUUCUGUACAAGGAAAAGAAACUGCACAUGGUCACGGAGUACGUGGCCGGUGGUUGUCUCAAGGAGCUAAUUCACGAUCCAGCCCAGGUACUCUCUUGGCCUCAGCGGGUCUGCUUGGCCAGGGAUAUUGCGUGCGGCAUGAGCUAUCUGCACUCGAUGAACAUCAUCCAUCGUGACUUGAACUCAAUGAAUUGCCUGGUGCGCGAGGAUCGCUCGGUCAUAGUGGCGGAUUUCGGACUAGCACGCAGUGUGGACGCGCCGCGUCUGAAAGGCGGUGUGGCCUCCUCGGAUCGCAGUGGCAAUAUGACGCCAGGCGGUUAUGGAUCAGGCGCUGGCAGCGAUGCAGCCAUGUCACCGAGUGGAACUCUCAGGCGCAGCAAGAGCAGGCAACGAAGGCAACGCUACACGGUGGUCGGGAAUCCCUACUGGAUGGCACCCGAGAUGAUGAAGGGUCUCAAGUACGAUGAGAAGGUGGACGUCUUCUCCUUUGGCAUUAUGUUGUGUGAGAUCAUUGGACGCGUGGAAGCCGAUCCGGAUUUCAUGCCCCGCAAUUCGGACUUCAGUCUCAAUCAGCAGGAGUUUCGCGAGAAGUUCUGCGCCCAGUGUCCGGAGCCUUUCGUUAAAGUGGCCUUUGUCUGCUGUGAUCUUAAUCCCGAUCUGCGUCCGUGCUUUGAAACUCUGCACGUUUGGCUUCUGCGUCUCGCCGAUGAUCUGGCCGCCGACCGUGUGCCGCCAGAGCGCCUGCUGCACGAGAUCGAGACCUUUCAGGAGUGGUACGCCAGCUCAGAGGACGCCUUGUCGCCCACCACCCAGCGCAGCUUAAAUAACCUCAAUGAAUUGGCCAAGAAUGCGGCGGAUUCGGAAAUUUCGCCCGUGGAAAAGGAGAAGGAGAACCUGGUGAUCAAGCCCCAGGACAUACCCAAAUCUCCUCAUCUCGGCAAGGAUUUCUCACCCAGCGGCGAGAGAUUGCGGGACAGCAUGCGUGCCAGGCGUCGCCAGCGUUUCUUGGGCGCCCAGGAGGAGCGUCGUAAUCUCACACCCGACACGGAGUCCAAGGAAAGGGCUUUGAAGAAGGCGCUUAAGAAAUGUCGUCCGUUUGGCGAAAGAGGUUACCUGGUGGAUCUGCGUCACGGUGCCGAACUGCAGCUACAGGAUGUAAGGGAUCUGAACACCCAUUCCGAUGUGGACUCCAGUUGCGACACUAGCUUAAAUUACCAUGAUGUUAAUAGUCUGCCAGCAGCGCAAGAGGACGAGAAUACGAUGAAACCUGCCAAGGACGAGCUGGAGGAGAGCACCAUUCGACCCAGCAACCAGGAGUCUCAGCACCACCGCCUGGCCAUCGAUGAUAUGCGCACCCGCCUGAAUCAGUGCCGCAGCAAAUUCGAGCAUUUGGAGGAGGCCAGCCGGCGGAACUUCAACCAGUCGCAGCACUCCAUGAAGAACUUCUUCAAAACCCCACCGGUGGCCCUUAAGAUGUUCCAGCGUCUGGAGCACGAAGCUGCAGUUCUGAAUGGUGGCAACAAUUGCCCACCGCCACCGCCCCGUACGCAGCGCAUCAAUCAGACGCCCAUUUUUGGUCGAAAGAAUCCGCCCGUUGCAAUGGUGGGACAAAAGCUGCAGCAUGCCGAGUCCCUAGAGAAUCUGGCCUCCAGCGGAGUUGCCAAGCCGUUGGCCACACCAGCACCCAAGCGAAGCAAAGCCACAGCAACGACCAAAAGCCAGAGCAGCAAUAGCACCAUUGUCAAUCCGCCAAUUUUCCUGCCGACCAGCCUCAACAAUAGUGUCACAUUACAUAGCAAUGGAAAUGUGACCACCACGACCCAUACCAACAGUAGUGGUCCACCAUCCGCCCCUGACUGGCUGCCGAAGAAGCACAAGCUAACGCUGCCACUUCCGCCGCUCCAACAGCAGCGAACGAGCAGCAAUCAUCGCCUGCCCUCGAGCAAUAGCAAAGGGAAGCCACUGAAGCCACUGCCCAGUCGCACGGCCACCCAAACCAUACCCGCCAGCAAUUGCGUCUCGCCCACCAGAAGCAACAGACCCGGCUCACCCAGCAAGCAUCUGGCCCAAAGGCACACUGCGGCCACGGCCCAGCGACUGACAAAUGCGGCCGCCAACCACCAGCAGCAUCAGCAGCAAUCCUCGAAGACGACGCGCCUAAGCAUCCUGAGUCCCGAAAAGGUGCAUCGCCUGGGCGCUCGACUCACCGACCAGAAGCAGAAAAUGCGCGAGGAGGCCGCAGCGACGGCCUCAUCCGUCGGAGGAGCUGGAUGCGCGGCAGGAACAGCGACGGGCACCUACAAUGGCCAUCGGACCGGGUCCUCUGGAUCGCCGAAUUCGGCGGUCGGUGAGCGGAGGAGGCGAGCAGCACCACCGCCGCCAGCUCGCACGCAUUUCAAUACGCGCUGCUAGCUGGACCAAGUAGCCAUACCCUCCACAUGCGAUUGUCAAGUGUUGUGCGCAGAUUGUUGUGGUUCCACUCAGGAAGCUUCUGUAGGAAGCUUAAUGUUCUUCGAACUAACUGUCGUAAUUAGCGUAAAUGUUUUAACGAUAUAACCAUUCGGUUUGUAUCGUACAGAAAUAUCUAUAUUUCUAGUAUUCCAAUACUUAAGCAUAAUGACACUAAAUUUCUGUAACAUUUCCAUGGCACAUUUUUUUUAAAUAUAUAAUGCCUUUUUGAUGUAUGUAACUUUAAGGAGCCAGUGAACUGUCCCGCUGUUAUAAACGCAACUGUUAUACGCACACGACAAGAUCGACAUUCCGAUGGAAGUGUUUAUUUUUUGUUUUUAAAUCCAGCAUUUGAUUUAAAGUUUCAACUAAACGAAGGUUAAGUGCCUGCUAGGAAAGUAAACCAACAAGUUGCAAUAUUUACAUUGAUUGUAUUAACCGUGCGAAUAAUUAUAGUAUGUAAGAUUACAGGUUAACAACUGUUUCGACUAACCUAACAAACUCAACUAGAAGCAAAGCUAAGCAAUUACUUGUUUAAUCCACUAUUGUCUGACAUAAAGUUAUAUAUUGCGAAAGAGACAGAGAAGUACGGAUGAAGAGAGAAGGAAGAAACUUGUGCCAUGACGUUGAGCGAAAAACGAACGAAUCUAAAGAAUCCUUGAGAGAGAGAAAGAUCCCACCCGCGAAUAAAAAAAGACAAAAGGAACGAAGUGAACUUUAACUAGGAAAAUUGUGGUUUACAUAUUUUUUGAUAUACAGCGUAUAUGAAUGUAUUUAUAUAUCGAUUCCAUAACUAUAUAGAUAAACGUAUUCCAUUGUUAGUGCUUAAAUGUAAUUUAUUAUUUAUCAAUUCUCGACCCAUACACCCCGUCCCCUCAUUCCAAGAACAAUAAUUAACAAGUCUAAGAAACAAACUUUUUUUUGUAUUGAUGAGGAAAAGUCUAACUUCUAUACCUAAAUAUAAGAAUGUUUUGCUCAAAGGCAAUUUUAGUUGUAAUAUAACGCUAACUGUUAUACAAAAGAAACGCACACGCUCAAGCCUAAUACUGUUAUACUGUGUACUUUAUAUAUAGCCAUUGUAUACCUAAACCUAUAUAUAGGAUCGAAACGCUUGCAAUUAACUGCUUCUAUAAGGCACUUGAGCCGGGCCCUUGUUAUACGGACGUAUGCCAGUAGAACAGUGGCCGCGCCGAACCGAUCUAGCAUUUAACUAUCUUUAUAUACAAGAAAUAUGUGCGAUAUUUUUUAUAUGCAGCUAAUGUAAUGUGUUGUAUUUUGACCCCACUCCACCUUGUAACUACGUUUAUACGCCUGCUAAUCGAAGUUUGAUAAACGUUCCAAGAAUUUUCGCGGACCUUACUCAAAUAAUUUUAGUCUUCAAGCCGUUGAACAGAUAUAAUCAGUAUAGCGACAUUUUUUACCCACUUGUAAAUAAGUUUAUAACUAAUAAUGUUUUUGUUGCCUACUUAUUCGAAAACCAAAAGGUCUGUAAUUACAAAUAAAGCUUGUGUAUGAACGUAGUGUAUAGUUUCUCGUUUGAUUUUAAUCGUAAACCUUUUUUUGUUAAUAAAAAGUGAACAUUAAA